Messenger RNA from Brugia malayi, 1446 nucleotides. Its product is annotated as Amino acid permease family protein. Lineage: Eukaryota; Metazoa; Nematoda; Chromadorea; Rhabditida; Onchocercidae. Gene Ontology annotation, molecular function: L-amino acid transmembrane transporter activity. Bases 1 to 1446 code for a protein of 481 amino acids. Gene Ontology annotation, cellular component: membrane. The transcript has 12 exons. Gene Ontology annotation, biological process: amino acid transmembrane transport. The record is from RefSeq and is a predicted model, not a curated record.
AUGGGCUCAAAAAAUGGUGCUUCCCCAAAAGAUGACACCGUUGGCCUUGCGAAAUCACUCACACUGUUCAAUGGUGUUUCUAUAAUCGUUGGCUGUAUCAUUGGAUCUGGGAUAUUCGUGUCACCGACGGGUGUCCAAGAAAAAGCGGGAAGUGUCGGGUUAUCGUUGAUUGUUUGGGUUGCUUGUGGUUUGUUCGCUGCAGUUGGUGCUUACUGUUACGCCGAACUUGGUACUCUAAUUCACAAGUCGGGUGGAGAUUAUGCGUAUAUUAUGGAAUCAUUUGGUCCCUUUCUGGCUUUCAUACGUCUUUGGGUUGAAGCUAUAGUAGUUAGACCUUGUACUUGCACCGUUGUAGCGUUGACUUUUGCGAUUUAUAUGCUGCGACCAUUUUAUCCAAAUUGUGAUCCACCUGCCGAACUUCCGGCAUUGCUUGCAACAGUUUUACUUGUAAUUCUGACAGCAAUAAAUUGCAUGUCAAUACGAUUAGCAACUUUCGUUCAGGAUUUUUUCACUGUUGCAAAACUGUUUGCACUGUGUUUGAUUAUUGGCACUGGUGCAGUGCUGCUAAUAUCAGGAAAACCACAGUACAGAGAGUCGUUUGAAAAUAUGUUCGAAAAUACGACGCCUGACGUUGGGACUGCAUCGCUGGCGUUUUAUUCCGGUCUUUUUGCAUAUCAGGGAUGGAAUUAUUUAAAUUUCAUCGUUGAGGAAUUACAAAGUCCGAGGCGAAAUUUGCCAUUGGCAAUUGCAAUAUCAUGUACUGUGUGCACGGUAAUCUACACGUUAACAAAUGUUGCUUUAUAUACGGUGAUCACACCGGAUGACAUGUUGAGUAGUCCAGCAGUUGCUGUUGAAUUCGCUAAUAAAACGUUUGGGCCAUUUGCCUUUGUAAUGCCCAUAUUCGUUGCAUGUUCGACAAUUGGUUCAGCGAAUGGAGUAAUUUUCACUUCAUCCAGGUUAUUCUACGUUGGAGCACGAGAAGGACACAUGCCGCUGGUUUUAACAAUGAUUAAUAAAAAUACCCGUACGCCAAUUCCUGCAGUCAUUUUUACGGGAUUGCUUUCCAUAGCUUUUCUCAGUUUGUCCAACAAUGUCUUUUCACUUAUCAAUUAUAUCCAAAUAGUGUAUUGGUUGGCUAUUGCCUGUGUGAUUGCAGCACUGUUUUGGUUACGAAAAAAAAUGCCGGAUGCUGAAAGGCCUAUCAAGGUUAACCUAUUGUUUCCGAUAAUUUUCUUAAUUGGUUGUGUUGCUUUAGUGGUCGUUCCUAUUGUUGGUUCACCGAAGGAUACAGCAAUUGGUAUCGGAAUAAUGCUUACUGCGAUUCCUGUUUAUUUAAUAUUUGUGGCAUGGAAAAGUAAGCCAAGAUGCAUUGGGAUAGCUUCAGAAAUAAUGACUAAAUUCAUCCAAAAGUUGUUUAUUGUUGUGGACGAUGCGAAGGAAUCAUGA